GAUUGGAUGAGCGGCCACGUUCUUCUACACAGCGUCCCAUCCAAUCCACACCAGCACUCUGCUGCAUCUGUGGCUGCCGUGAAGGGACAAACAAGGAGGUCAAGUAACAGCAGUUUUACAGAGAACUCCGGGCUAAAAAUGCUUUAAAAACAACACACUAUCCAACGAAACUAACCGCAGUAUUGGAAUAUUCAAGAGCAGCAGCUCUCCACCAGAGUCAGACCAGUGACUGUCCACCAUGCUGUCCAGGUUGAGAACAACCUUGUCCCUGAGGCCCUGUGUCUCUGUUUGUCGAUGGGCACACACCAAAGAGAAGGGCAAACCCCUCAUGCUCAACCCUCGCACCAACAAAGGUAUGGCCUUCACUCUCAAGGAGCGACAGAUUUUGGGAAUACAUGGUCUGUUGCCUCCCAAAUUGGAGACACAGGACAUUCAGGCCAUGCGCUUUCAGAAAAAUCUCAAGAAGCUGACCGAUCCCCUUGAGAAGUAUGUCUACUUGAUGGGCAUUCAGGAAAGGAAUGAGAGGCUUUUCUAUAGGGUGUUGAUGGAAGACAUAGAGGCAUUGAUGCCAAUUGUCUACACUCCCACUGUAGGCCUGGCCUGCACUCAGUAUGGACACAUCUUUAGAAGACCCAAAGGCUUGUUCAUUUCCAUUCAGGACAAAGGACAUGUCCGGUCCAUCCUGGACAACUGGCCAGAGACUAAUGUUGCAGCGGUAGUGGUAACCGAUGGAGAGCGUAUUUUAGGAUUAGGAGACCUUGGUGUUUAUGGAAUGGGCAUCCCUGUCGGAAAACUGUGCCUGUACACCGCCUGUGCCGGCAUUAGACCUGAGAAAUGUCUGCCUGUGGUGAUAGAUGUUGGCACAGACAAUGAGACUCUCCUCAAGGAUCCGUUCUACAUGGGCCUGUACCAGAAGCGAGAUCGCUCUCAAGCUUACGAUGAUCUGAUCGAUGAGUUCAUGGAGGCUGUGGUAGACAAAUAUGGCCAGGACACUCUGAUCCAAUUCGAGGACUUUGGGAACCACAAUGCCUUCCGCUUCCUCAGGAAGUACAGGGAGAAGUACUGCACCUUCAACGAUGAUAUCCAAGGCACUGCGUCUGUAGCCCUUGCAGGUCUGUUAGCUGCUCAGAGAGCCAUUGGAAAACCCAUUACUGAACACCGGGUGCUUUUCCUGGGAGCUGGAGAGGCUGCCCUCGGUAUUGCCAAUCUGAUUGUAAUGGCCAUGAUGGAGACGGGGAUGACCCAAGCUGAGGCCAGAAAAAGGGUCUGGAUGUAUGAUAAAUAUGGCUUACUAGUAAAGGGCAGACCACAGGAGAUGGACACUAAUCAGGAGGCCUUUGUCCAUGACAGUCCAGGGAAUGUACAGAGCUUCCUAGAUGCUGUCCACACUAUCAAACCCACAGCUAUUAUUGGUGUGGCAGGAGCUGGACCUCUGUUCACCCACGACGUCAUCAAGGCUAUGGGGACUCUUAAUGAACGACCAAUCAUCUUUGCCCUGAGUAACCCAACCGCUAAAGCCGAAUGCACGGCCGAGGACGCCUACACACUCACUGAUGGUAGAUGUCUUUUUGCCAGUGGCAGUCCAUUCGGUCCAGUCACUCUGAGUGAUGGCCGCGUCUUCAUUCCUGGACAAGGGAACAACGCUUACAUCUUUCCUGGUGUGGCCUUGGCUGUCAUCCUGAGUGGAGUGAGACACAUCAGUGACACUGUAUUCUUAGAGGCUGCCAAGACUCUUGCAGAGCAGCUGACAGAUAAGGAGCUGGAAGAAGGCAGGCUUUAUCCUCCUCUCUCCAACAUCAGAGAGGUCUCUGUCCAGAUGGCUGUCAAGGUGGUGGAGUAUGUCUAUGCUAAAGGCAUGGCGUUCCGCUACCCUGAGCCUCUGGACAAGAACGGCCUUGUACGGGCUACUGUGUGGAACACUCAAUAUGACUCCUUCCUGCCGGAUACCUACGACUGGCCAGGUGUCAGCUUCAGCCCCAAGACUAACUAGAAGUAGAAGAGACCCUCACUGUGCCCCAUGUCACAAUGUCACGCUUCCUUUGUUUUCCACUCAUAUCUCAAUCACAGAUCUUUUGAGAUGGUCACAGUGCAAACAUCUGCUUAUGAAAGUAGAAACCUCUUCCUACUAACAGGUUACUGUGUUUGCAUGAACCCCUUCUUAUUAGAUCUGUGAAAAGGUAGAGUGGAAAGUGACUUUUGAAAGAGGACAUUUGAAUCGAAAUGGCUAUUUUCACUUCACAAUCUGUUUUUGUUUUUUUAAUCACCUCUGCAUCACACAUACACAUACUCUGCACCAGGAAGGCCACCUAGUGGUUGGAAAUGGAAGCAUAGUUUCAUUGUUCCAACCUUGUGAUAUAUUUUAAUGAUCUAUACUCAGUUUUAAAAAGAAAAUAACAAGAUUAAUAUCAGAAUGUGGUAUAUUACAGUAAAUUAUCAUUAAAACAGUGUAAUAUACUUUAGCAAGCAUGAACCAAAACAUCAAAUUCGAACACUGGAUAAAUUAGAUUACACUGAAUAGUAAACACUGUACACUAACGUCACGGCUUGAGGUUAAAAGUAGUAGUAGUUUAGUCAUAAUUUACCUGGCAGUAAGUUUCCACAUAAGAAAUGUCAUGUACAAUACUUCUAUCUUUUUCACACAUUUUAAAAAGUAGUCACUCCUUACGUUAUGAUGACUCCAUAUUUGAUGCAAACGGAGUUUUGUUGUGUACACUCCUGAUGCAGAGGUUAUUUCACUUGCUUGUAUUCCAACUAUACCUUCUUCUAACUAGCCCCAUAGAUAGCCAGACUUAACACACACAUUAUAAAAUGCCGUAUGGAAACUGAGUUUAAAAACUCCUUUUUAACCUACGCUUAAAUUGAGAUGCGCUGGUUAUCAGAGAAGGUCUAAUAGAGCCAUGGAAACUGAGGAGAUCUUAUGAAGGGAAAUUUAUUUAAACUUAUAUAAAUUUCAGUAUUUUAUUUGUUAGAAUAUUUUUGUCACAUUAUGUUUAUUUCUCUGGAUUUAUUUUAUUUAUUUUGUGGGGUUGAGGAGAUAUUUACAUAUUUUGCCCUUGUGCUGUAUAAUGAAUAGAAAGCCCACUGAAAGUCACUGACACUCCUUCGAUGAGUUGUGAUAAUAAGAAUCCCUAGAAAUGAAGUCUUUUGCUGAAGUAUAGUAUACAUCUUGUCCCCUCAAUAUUAAACAACAAUUUGCACUGUCAAAUGAUUGGAUAAAUAUUAUUUUGUAUUUUCAAUAUAUUUUGUCUAUUGUACAUGUCAUUUUGUGGAAAAUAGGAGUGUCUGCUGAAAGAGUACUUAUAAAGUUAUGUUCAGUACAUUCGUGUGUGUGUUGCCAGGUCGGUGGGUGGGUUUUCCCCCCUUGGAACAUAUUCAACAAGACAACAAAUGUCCAGACACUGGACUCCUAAUAACUGAUCAUACCAUAAUCAAUAACAACACUGACACAGUUACCUCAAAUUAACACGACUAAGAGGUAAAACUUUAUUCGUGCAUACUAAGUUUAAAAGUUAAAAAGUACCAACAGAUGAUAAAUAUCAGAUAAAAUAGAGAAGAUUAAUCAUGAGAUUAAAAAAUACAGUGUAGUGCAAGAUAUGAACAGAUAGUCCUGAAUGUAAUAUAAUAAAAGACCUUAGAUUAAAUGAACACAAACACCAAGCUUUUGGGCAUUGUGAGUAUGAGGUGCUCAAGUUACUCUGUACUUUACACUGUGGGCUAUUCAAAAUUCAUAUUAACAUCAAAAUAACAGUGACCAAAUAGCGCUGCUAAGAGACAUCACUAACCUUUUUAUUAAAUAGGGUUUUCAUCUUCAUCAUAUUAUAUAAAAAAAGACUGUUUCUGAUCAUGUUGAUGUCCCAAAAAGUUCCUUGUGGGUGCUGUUAAUGUAUAGUUCUGCAGUACAGUAUCACAAGAGAAAAGCUGACACAAACAUUUGUUAGAGCACUUCUUUUUGAUGUGGGAGUUGAUUCACCUGUAGUGUUAAUUAGUCGUGGUAUAGCAGAAGUCAUAGCACACAUUUUUCAAUGUAAGAUAUCCUAUUAACUAUAUUCCAAUGUGAUGUACUCACAGACAAACUUAUCUCUUCAUAUUUUGCUCUGUGCUCUGAGAGACUGGCUAUAGUCCAUUACACUGAGAAGUCUAAAGAUCUAAAAUUGUGUAUUUAACUGAAUAUGUGACAAUUGAGAAACCCUGACCAUACACACACACACACACACGCUCAUGAAGCAGUUACAGUCUUCUAUUCAGCAUAUUUCAUUUGAAGUAUUGCCUUACGUAUCAUUAUCAAAGGCACUGGCAGUAUCAUACAUUAGUUUUCAAAUAUGUUUUAAUAUAUCUUGUAGGCUGCUGUGUAAAUUUUAAUCUCAGGAUAUUGCAUUAGGAUCUUUUAAACACCUGCACUGAAGUGCCUGCACAAUGUUCAGUGUCAGUUCCAUAUGACUUCACGUUCCAUGAUGUGAACCUACCAGCACGCUACAGACAAAGCUGAGAAACAACUCAACAGCACAGCCAUUUGUUAUAUACAAAAUGAGCUAACUGUGUUGUGUUCAAUGUGCAGCUUUUACUGUGAUAGACCAAGCAGCUCCUGGUUGUAAGCAUUUGUACUUUUAAAGGCCAAGUCGUCUACUCAUAUUAAAUAUUUAAAUUGUUUCAUUUGAAGGAAACUACUUAGAAACAGUUUUAGCCCAUUCAGUGUUUGCUCAUGUGUCUGUCCAGUUGUUGCUACUGACUGUAACCGUCCACUAUGAUAUUUUAGUGUGUUUAAGUUCUGUAUGUCCAAGAAUUAUGUCCAAGUACAUUUGUAGGAAUUUGAUGUUUGUUUUGCUCAUGCGGUUCGUGUGUUCUUGUUGAAAAUUUACUCCAUAUUUCACUGAAAGGUGCAUCAAGUGUGUGUUUCUGAUGGUUAUUUUUGUUACACAGUGACAUUGCCUUAGCGCAAAUACAGAAUAAAGAUGUUUUAUACUGUC
This is a messenger RNA of Scatophagus argus, 4964 nucleotides long. It is a transcript of the gene me2, whose product is annotated as malic enzyme 2, NAD(+)-dependent, mitochondrial. NCBI's taxonomy places the organism in Eukaryota, Metazoa, Chordata, Actinopteri, Scatophagidae. Gene Ontology annotation, cellular component: mitochondrion. Gene Ontology annotation, molecular function: NAD binding; malate dehydrogenase (decarboxylating) (NADP+) activity; malate dehydrogenase (decarboxylating) (NAD+) activity. Bases 239 to 1990 code for a protein of 583 amino acids. Gene Ontology annotation, biological process: pyruvate metabolic process; malate metabolic process. The record is from RefSeq and is a predicted model, not a curated record. The transcript has 15 exons.